Symbiodinium pilosum is the source of this 2286-nucleotide messenger RNA. The record is from the annotation of a GenBank genome assembly. Lineage: Eukaryota; Dinophyceae; Suessiales; Symbiodiniaceae.
AUGUGCCUCUGGAAUCUGCUGAAGGUGGUAGUUGCUGCCAGUUUCUGUCUGAGUGCUGCAGUUGACGACAUUGCCUGCAAAAACAAGGUAGCUGUGACGGAGCAUUGUGAGCGGGGUGAGUGGUGCGCUUUGCCAGAAAAUUUCCUUUCUGCUAAUGAAGCCUUCGAGUUUGCACUCCUCCGAAUCAAUGAGAUGCGGCAGAAGUGCUAUGGCUUUACAUUGGCACCGGUUCGACGUCAAGACUAUACCGUUGCCGGGACGGUGCGCAAGGACAUGGAAGGCUAUUCCAUAUACAAGCUGCUUCUGAAGCCGACCAACAAGUUUGUCCCGACUCCAGUGGAGGUUGAAGUGGCCCAUUUGCAUCGGAUCACGGAUCUCUCCAUCUUCCAGGUCACCAAGGUGAAACCAUUGGCUUGCAGUCUUUUCAGUGCCGCAGACGAUGCCGAGCUCCUUGUUCCAACAAACUGGCGAGAAGCCAAGGCAGCGGCUGAAACGGCGCGGACAGUGUUCAAUGAGCAGAGGAAGACCUUCUGCCCGGAGCGCCCACAGCUGCAACUUCUCCGGAUUCUGGCCGUAGCUCGGCAACCAGUCGAAGGGAAGGCCAGCAAGGAAAUCGAAGCCUUCGGGGAAAGCAGCGGAUCCUUCGAAGAGCAAGUGCUGGUGUCGUAUGCCCUCGAUCACAGCGUGCCCGAGGAGAUGGCAUUAGCACCUGAGGUCUAUGCAGGCAGGGCACACUCCAGAAGCUUCCCAUGGCUGUAUGAGCACAUGGACAGGCCGGUAUCCUUGCAAGAUGGUGCAUGCAGAAGACGAGCAAACAGCACUGGACUGGAACUUAUGGGGUGGUGGACCGGAAAAGCAGAGACAGGCUGGGCUUCCAUGCGCUUCGCAGGACUUCUUCAACUCCAGCCGCCGGCUGGACUCUGGCAACCUGGCGGGACGCAGGCACAGUCGGAUUGCAAGCAGAGUGUCGCAGUUCAGCCAGUUCAGUGGCCGAAGUACGUACAUGCAUAUGCUUUGGGAGAAGACUUCUGCAUCAGGCAAGACAUGAAGCCCUCUUGGAGAGCCACCUCUUUCCAUGUCAGGCUUUCCUGGGACCCAACGUCUGCUUCGGAAGCUGCAGCGGCAGCGGGGCGAGACCACCAGCUGGAGCGGCCUUUUGUCGAGAAAGGCCUUGAUCUUCCAGACAACUUCGACCCACGCGUGGAGAAGACUUUGUGCUUUCCUCGUGGCAUCUCCCGUCACCAAGGAAGCUGCGGUUCCAGCUGGGCCUUUGCUGCAACCGCUGUUGCAUCCUUCCGAGAAUGCCUGGUAAAACUUCAUGGAGGUCAGGAGCCCGCAUCUUUGAGCUUCCUCUCUGCGCAGGAGCUGGUGUCUUGCUCUGCGCACCAUGGAUGUUCUGGCGGAAGUGCUGCAGAGGCCUUCUACUACAUGAAGCAGCACGGCCUUGCAAGGGAAACCUGCUCGCCAUACCGGAUGCGAUGCUUUCACGAUCAGUCGACCAUCUCCAUGGAAGCAGCUGACUUCCAGUCAGCAGUGGCUCAUGCAAAGACCUCAGAGGCUGCCACGAUGUGCCAUCCAGAUGCGGAUGUGGAUACCACAGCCUGCAAAUGCCUUCCCAGCGUCUUCCAUUUAACAAGUACGGUCGCCUGCGACUUGCUCCCCGCAGCAUGUCCCAAAACGCAGCUUCCCAGCUACUUCAAGAUCUUAGGGAUCAUGGAGGGCAACACUGUGCCUGAGUUGGAGCGGCAUAUGAUGCAGGAGCUCAUCACAGACGGCCCUCUGUAUGUCUCAAUCCUCCUCUAUGAGGACUUCUUUGAUAGCACAUCCUGGUCUGAAAGUGGCAUCUACGAACACAAGCAUGGUGAAGCUCUCGGCAGGCAUGGUGCUGCACUCAUAGGCUGGGGCACAGACAUGGACAGCCGUGACUACUGGCUGCUCCUAAACUCCUUCGGCAUGGAGUGGCAGCAGGGAGGCUACUUCAAGGUACGGCGAGGAGACACUGCCACCGAGUUGCUUCACUAUGGUGCGUGGGGUGCGGACUUCGAGCUGACUGUAGAUGAGAAGAAGCGCGCACCUGCAAUCUUUGCUGUUGAGGUUUCCUUUUCACCGGUGCCGCUUCGUCAUGGUAUAGCCAGUGAACCUCUGACCGAGCUGGCGCACGUUUGGUUGCGGAUUGCGUUUGCGACCGACGAGCCAGCGAAGGCGCUGGUCCGCGCAACGCCAAGUGCCAAAUUUCAUGAGCCCAAUGCGCAACUGCAAGCAGUGUUUAGUCGUCUUGCUAGUUGA